CACUCCCCCCACCUUUCCCUACUCUUUCUCCCUUCUCUCGUUUCAAUCCUUGUGAUUUGGUAACCGUAGACUUGGAUGACUUGUUGAGCUCUCUCUCUCUCUCUCUCUCUCUCUUUCUCUCUCUGUAAAACUCUUUCAGAAUGGCGGUGGAGCUCAUGGGCUUUCCGAAGAUGGACGAUCAGACAGCUAUACAGGAAGCUGCGUCGCAGGGCCUGAAGAGCAUGGAGCAUCUGAUUCGCGUCUUGUCUCAGUCCCACCACCACCACCAGCAGCCAAGCCACCUGGACUGCACCGUUAUAACGGACCACACCGUAUCAAAUUUCAAGAAGGUCAUUUCUCUCCUGAACCGGACCGGCCACGCCCGGUUCAGGCGCGGACCGGUUCGACACUCGUCUUCAACAUCCUCCUCCUCGUCAUCCGCCUCUCUCUUCGUUCCUCACUCGCAAACCCUAACCCUAGUUCCUACUCCGAUCACUUCUACGCCCACGAUCGUAUCUCCGGAGGCCUUACCUCAGGCUCCGAUCCCUGCUCCGGCGAGAUUCGUCCCGUCUCAGCCGCAGAGUUUGACCCUCGUCUUCUCGGAACCCAAUGUUUUCGCCUCGAACCCGAAGACUACCGAACUGGAUUUCACGAAGGAGAACUUCAGCGUGUCGUCGAGCUCGUCGUUCAUGUCGUCGGCGAUCACCGGAGACGGCAGCGUCUCGAACGGGAAGCUAGGGCCGUCGAUCUUGGUCGCCCCAGCGCCGGCCGUUUCCGGCGGAAAACCUCCGCUAUCGACGGCUCCCUACAAGAAGAGGUGCCACGAGCACUCCGACAAUGUCUCCGGAAAGUUCUCAGGCUCCGGCAGCAAGUGCCAUUGCUCCAAGAAAAGGAAAAAUCGGGAGAAGAAAACAAUAAGGGUACCGGCUAUAAGUUCGAAAGUCGCUGAUAUCCCACCGGAUGAGUACUCUUGGAGGAAAUAUGGUCAAAAGCCGAUCAAGGGCUCGCCGUACCCACGGGGUUAUUACAAGUGUAGUACGAUGAGGUUGUGCCCGGCGAGGAAACACGUGGAGAGGGACCCGAGUGAUCCGACGAUGCUGAUCGUAACGUACGGAGGAGAGCACCGUCACGCGGCUCCACCCGCGAUGCACGAGAAUGGGACCGCCGGUAUGGGGUCGGUAUUCGACUCAACGUGAUUGAAAGCGAAUAAGGGAAAAGACAAAAGGGAGGGAGGGGAGGAG
Molecule: messenger RNA, 1220 nt
Organism: Corylus avellana
Lineage: Eukaryota; Viridiplantae; Streptophyta; Magnoliopsida; Fagales; Betulaceae
Gene: WRKY11
Product: WRKY DNA-binding protein 11
Biological process (GO): regulation of DNA-templated transcription
Molecular function (GO): DNA-binding transcription factor activity; sequence-specific DNA binding
Source: RefSeq, a predicted model, not a curated record